Messenger RNA from Elaeis guineensis (African oil palm), 1940 nucleotides. RefSeq names its product sulfite exporter TauE/SafE family protein 4. Lineage: Eukaryota; Viridiplantae; Streptophyta; Magnoliopsida; Arecales; Arecaceae. The record is from RefSeq and is a predicted model, not a curated record. Gene Ontology annotation, cellular component: Cul4A-RING E3 ubiquitin ligase complex; membrane. Gene Ontology annotation, biological process: protein ubiquitination.
CCCAUUAAUUUUUUUAGAUGCGAAGCUUGGAAAUAAAAUAAAAUAACAUGUGACAUAACUUCCUAUUAUAAAUAUUUCCUUAUCUCUUCCUUCCAUAUCAACAUCCUUCACCAUUGCAAGAAUCCUUCACCAUAGCAAGAAGUCUCAUAAGAGUAGGACUCUUCUUCCCAUCCCCUUCUACACAAUCCGAAGCAGUCUCCUCCAAAACUCUUAUUCUUAUAAGAGGAGUCCACAAACGCAAGAAGAAGGAUAUAUAAAAGAGAGAGGAGGAGUUUUGACUCUAAUGGAUGGCAUUAGCUAUGGCUUCGUCAACAACUGCAGCACCAAGGGAUUCGUUGCUUAUCUCCUUGCCGCCUUCUCUAUAGCCAUAGCCUCCACUCUCUUCCUCUCCAACAAAUAUUCUGCCGAUGGAUCUCACACCUACCUCCUCGCUACCUCAUCCCAAAACACCCGAGACUGGCCGGAGUUGGAGUUCAAUUGGAGGACCAUCUUGAUGACCGUCAUUGGCUUCUUGGGCUCAGCCUUCGGCACGGUGGGCGGUGUUGGGGGUGGUGGCAUCUUCGUUCCCAUGCUUAAUCUCAUCAUCGGCUUCGACACCAAGGCUGCCGCCGCUCUCUCCAAAUGUAUGAUCAUGGGAGCAUCCGCAUCGUCGGUGUGGUACAAUCUUCGGGUAUCACAUCCUUCGAAGGAGGUGCCGAUCAUAGACUACAACUUGGCGCUGCUGUUCCAGCCCAUGCUUAUGCUGGGAAUCACUAUUGGUGUAGAGCUAAGUGUGGUGUUUCCCUACUGGCUUAUCACCGUUCUCAUUAUCAUUCUCUUCGUAGGUACUUCAUCAAGGUCUUUCUUCAAGGGAAUUGAGAUGUGGAAGCAGGAAACCAUGCUUAAGAUGGAGAUGGAGAAGCAGGAGCAGGAGGCCAAGUCUCAAGCAAAUGGAAAUAAUGUUAUCAUUGAUUCAGAAUACAGGCCUCUACUUCCUCAGCCAGAGAAAUCACGACUUGAGAUAUUGCUCUUCAACAUAAGGUGGAAGGGGAUCUUGGUGCUGAUGCUUGUUUGGUCCUCUUUCCUGCUCCUCCAAAUCCUAAAGAACAAUUCAGAAGUCUGCAGCCCUUUCUACUGGGUUGUUAACAUCUUGCAGUUUCCAAUUGCCUUGAGCGUUUUUGGAUGGGAGGCAGCAAAAUUGUGGAGGGAGAGUAGGGAGAGGAGGAUGUGUGGGAACUGGGAAUGUGUUUGUGAAGCCUCCAUUGAGUUUAGUGGGUGGCAGCUGCUCUUGUGUGCCUUCUGUGGCCUCCUUGGUGGCACUGUUGGGGGGCUUCUUGGUUCUGGUGGUGGAUUCAUUCUUGGCCCUCUGCUGCUUGAAAUUGGAGUCAUUCCUCAGGUUGCAAGCGCAACUGCAACAUUUGUUAUGAUGUUCUCCUCAUCCCUCUCGGUUGUGGAGUUCUACUUUCUCAAAAGAUUUCCAAUUCCUUAUGCGCUCUAUCUCAUUGCAGUGUCUGUGAUGGCUGGAUUCUGGGGGCAAUUCUUUGUCAGAAAGUUGGUCAAGAUUCUCAAGAGAGCAUCUAUCAUCAUUUUCAUCCUAUCCUCUGUCAUCUUUGCCAGUGCUCUUACCAUGGGUGUUGUUGGAGCUGAUAAGAGCAUUUCCAUGAUCAAGCAGCAUGAAUAUAUGGGAUUUCUGAACUUCUGUUAGAAAUAAAGGAGAAAUAUGUGGCAAUCAUCAGAAGAGUGUGGGUCAAUACCUAGUUGACCUGAUCACUUCCAACGUGAAUCAAUAAAGGAUUUAGAAUCCUGGAGUGUUAGCUCCUUGCUAACCUCCAAUCACUUCAAAGUGAAAUCGCUUCAUUCACCUAUUACUAUGCAAUUGUUUUAUCUAGUCGUUAUUGAUUGCUGUGUGAUGUAAAGUUUGGAGCUUUGGAAAUAAGUCGGUUGAUGAUUUGGUUGCAGCA